CGACGAAGUCUAUCAGCACAACAUAUGGGAUCCGAGCGCACAGUUCUUCUCAUUCAAAAAAGUGAUGAAUGAAUUGGGAAUCAAACUAGAAUUGGCUUCAAUGAUGAGCGCUUCCAAAGGGACCCAAUCUUACGAUCUAUACAUGAAGGAGAAGAAAGAAGGGCUGGAAUCGCUCCGAACGAGGGCUCAAUUGAUUGCCGAGACAUUCAAUUCCAUUGAAGGCAUUGAGUCUAACCGAGUGGCCGGCGCUAUGUAUGCCUUUCCCAAAAUUAUUUUGCCGCCCAAAGCCAUCAAAGCGGCCGCCGAUAAGAAACAAAAGCCCGACUUUUUCUAUGCCAUGGAAUUACUGGAGACC
Messenger RNA from Medioppia subpectinata, 355 nucleotides. The record is from the annotation of a GenBank genome assembly. Lineage: Eukaryota; Metazoa; Arthropoda; Arachnida; Sarcoptiformes; Oppiidae.